This is a messenger RNA of Cicer arietinum (chickpea), 945 nucleotides long. RefSeq lists its product as uncharacterized. The record is from RefSeq and is a predicted model, not a curated record. Lineage: Eukaryota; Viridiplantae; Streptophyta; Magnoliopsida; Fabales; Fabaceae. Gene Ontology annotation, biological process: positive regulation of transcription by RNA polymerase II; cellular response to iron ion starvation. Gene Ontology annotation, molecular function: DNA-binding transcription factor activity, RNA polymerase II-specific.
AUGGACCAAGGGGAAGACAAUAAUGAUGAAAUGUAUGAAGGUUUGGAACCUGAUUUUGAGGAUAUGAAUGACUGUUUGCAACGUGAUUUCGAUGAAAUGUAUGAUGAUUUUGAUGCAAUGAAUGACGCUAUGAACAAGGGAGGUGAAGAUGUUAUGGUUGAUUUGACUGAUGUAUUUAGCACCAGCAUGAUGUUUGAUACGCGAGAUGAUUUAUUAAAAUGGGCUAGAAAUCUUGGAAAGGAAAAUAGAGUUGUCGUUGUUAUUUUUAGAUCUGAAAAUGCGACAGUACGAUCAAGAACAAAGACAAAAUUAAUUCUUGGUUGUGAAAGAAGCGGUAAAUAUAGACCUUGGAAGAAUCCUAAACCGACGAGGAGUACUUGGAGUAGAAAAUGUGAAUGCCCUUUUAGAUUGAGAGGUACACCAUCAAAUGUUGGUGAUGAAUGGUAUCUGCAUGUAAUAUGCGGUGUCCAUAACCACGAAUUAGCCAAAAAACUGACUGGUCAUGCUUUCUUAGGCCGAUUGUCUCAAGAAGAGAAAAUUGUACUUGUUGAUAUGACGAAAAAUAUGAUCAAACCAAGAAACAUAUUGAUGACAAUAAAUGAUCAUAAUGUUACAAGUUUGACGACAAUAAAACAAGUUUACAAUGCACGUCAAGCAUAUCAUUCAUCACUUAGAGGUAAUAGAACAGAAAUGCAACAUCUUUUGAUAUUGAUGGAACGCGACAAAUAUGUCUAUCGAUAUAGGAAGUUAGAGGGUUCAAAUGAGUUGAGGGAUAUCUUUUGGACUCACCCAGACUCUAUCAGUCUUGUAAAUAAUUUUCACAUAAUAUUGAUUUUGGAUAGCACAUACAAGACAUGUAGGUAUCAGAUGCUAUUACUUGAAAUUAUUGGUGUUACAUCUAUAGAAAUGACAUUUUGUGUGGGAUUUGCGUAUCUACAGUCUUAG